This is a messenger RNA of Pleuronectes platessa (European plaice), 4914 nucleotides long. RefSeq names its product sia-alpha-2,3-Gal-beta-1,4-GlcNAc-R:alpha 2,8-sialyltransferase. Gene Ontology annotation, biological process: N-glycan processing; oligosaccharide metabolic process. Bases 1 to 1125 code for a protein of 374 amino acids. The record is from RefSeq and is a predicted model, not a curated record. Gene Ontology annotation, molecular function: alpha-N-acetylneuraminate alpha-2,8-sialyltransferase activity. Lineage: Eukaryota; Metazoa; Chordata; Actinopteri; Pleuronectiformes; Pleuronectidae. The transcript has 4 exons.
AUGGUCCGCAUCGCCAAGGCCCUGGGGUUGGUUAUCCUGUGCGUCGCCGUGCUCAUCCUGUCCCUCAUCAGCUACGUGUCCCUGAGGAAAGACAGCCUCUUCGCCUCCUCCAAGUACUACAUGGGAGGCCCGCGGAUUAUGUUUCACGCAGGGUUCCGGUCUCAGUUCGCCUUGAAUUUCCUGGACCCGUCCUUCAUCCCAUUAACCAGUGCACUAAACGAAGAGCUGCAAGGGAAAUCUUCCAAGUGGAAGUUCAACAAGACGGCUUUUUCUCAUCUGAGGAAAGAUAUCUUCAGCUACAUCGACAUUCCCAACAACUUCUCCCUCACAAAGAACAGCGUGCGGGUCGGACAGCUGAUGCACUUUGACUACUCCAGCCACAAGUACGUCUUCUCCAUCAGCAACAACUUCAAAUCCCUGCUCCCAGACGCCUCUCCCGUCCUCAACAAGCACUACAGUGUGUGCGCGGUGGUGGGGAACAGCGGCAUCCUGACGGGCAGCCACUGCGGCCCGGAAAUCGACCAGGCCGACUUCGUCUUCCGCUGCAACUUCGCCCCCACGGAGGUCUACUCCAAGGACGUGGGCAGGAAGACCAACCUGACCACCUUCAACCCCAGCAUCCUGGAGAGGUACUACAACAACCUGCUGACCAUCCAAGACAGGAAUAACUUCUUCCUCAACCUGAAGAAGCUAGAGAGCGCCAUCCUGUGGAUCCCGGCCUUCUUCCUCCAUACCUCAGCCACAGUGACCAGGACCCUGGUGGACUUCUUUGUGGAGCACAAGGGUCAACUGAAGGUCAAACUGGCCUGGCCUGGAAACAUCAUGCACGAUGUCAACAAAUACUGGAAGACUAAAAACCUCUCUCCCAAGCGUCUCAGCACUGGAAUCCUCAUGUACACGCUGGCUUACGCCAUGUGUGACGAGAUCCACCUCUACGGCUUCUGGCCCUUCGGCUGGGACCCCAACACGGGCAACGAUCUGCCUUACCACUACUACGACAAGAAAGGGACCAAAUUCACCACCAAGUGGCAGGAGACCCACCAGCUGCCCAGCGAGUUCAAGCUGCUCUACAAGCUUCACAGGGAAGGUGUGACCAAACUCAGCCUGACACACUGCGCAGCGUAGACCCGGGGUGGGAUGUUCUCCGGGUCGACUCCAGAGGCCGAGACCCAGAUACUUCAGUUCACUCUUCUGUUGUGUCCCCACAGUGCAUGAUCAGUGUUGACAUCAUUUAUGACAACUUCAUCCUACAAACACAAAUCACGUUGUAGCUUCACAUGACGAUGUCAGACUCACUCCAGAUGUAGAUCCCACAUCUCAUUCAGGAUAUGGUUGUGUUCGGUACAGUUCGGAUUUUUUUGUUACGCUGCUCACUUGCCUUCAUUACUCUCCUCUGCAUGUCUGCUGGCUGUGGCUUAACGGCUCGAGCAGAGCACAUGUCUGUUUUUGACUGGAGUCUGCAGGGGAUUUAGCUGUAGAGUCGGAAGAAGUAGUCAAACCAUCCAGUUGUGUUUAAUUCAGUAUUGACUGAUUAAUCGCCUAUUACAACAGUUCUGAAAAUCAAUACACUGAAAUCACUGCCUAAUCUCAGGGAAGGCGUUAGGAUAAGUGUUUAUUUUGUAAUCAGAUUCAACGCCUCAGAGAGGUGCCGUCCCUUUCCCCCAUGAGGUGUGAAGAUUUGUUUACAAGACUGCGCACACACAUGCACACACACACACACACACACACACAUACACACACACACACACACUUAAGUGUGUGCUUUAUUCUCUGCAGAAAGUUUGACCGUCCACACCAAUUUUUGGAAUAAUAAUCAACAUUCCAACAAAAAGCCAUAAAUUCAUGGACAGAAAGUAUGUUGUCAUCACAAUACAGAAUUAAAGAAAGUGGUAUCAACCUACAUUAGGUUCUGAGAACAAAGAUUUUAAGAGUUGACAUAUUUGUCCUAACAGCUGAAUAGCCACGCUAGCGUUUACAUUAAAGUCACACGAGUUAGAUUUUUAGAAGAAAUCAAUAACUGGAAACUUGAGAAAAAACUAAAAUGUCAUUUAACAAGACUCGCUGCUCUGAAAGUAUUUCCAGACACUUUAGCACAGUAAAAAAUAAUAACAAUAAUAAAAAAAUUUUCAGUUUCCAAAGUUGAUACUCUUAUUUUCUGCCUUCAUACAUUACUAAGUUUGACAAUUUAUAAUAAUAAUAAUAAAAAACUAUCAAUAAUGUUGAAUUCUUCAAAUUUGGUUCAUGUUACUCAAAUAUUUAUUCAUGUAUUGAUGGAAUGUUUGAGGAGUCUGGAGUAACUUUCUUCACAGCAAUAAUUAAGUUGCAUUAAAUGACCUUCACGUUUUUCAAAGUUUGAAAACUCUAUUCUUCAAAGGUUUAGUGUUUGUGAUGUAACGGCAAAACAUUAGAGCUACAAACUGGGGCUGAGCUUUUUCUGGCUAUUUUUAAAUUUGCUCCUAUGUUAUUGUCUUUACUAAACUCUAACGAACUUCUAACGUCUUUCAAACUAAAUCAGGUUCUGACUUCGUGGCGUCGACAAAACUUCAGGGAGUCGCUGAUUCUCUCCAACAAAUCAACACAAUCCUAAUUCCACUAAUUGUCGCUUUUGAACACGUUUUAGUUUUUUUGUAUAGACGAAACAAACAAGUUUUAAAAUGUUAGCGAGCUUUAGCGCUGCUGAUCUUGUGACCUUUGGUCUCCGGGCUUCACACUGAAUGUAGAGACAUGAUUUUCUCAAAUGAGACUCGUAAGAAGAAGUGUUUUUCCCUUUAAAACCCAACAUCUUCGUGAAGACUUCGAUAAUGUAAGGAUAAUGCAACGUGAGCAAUAUAACCUCCAAAUGCAAACAACUGUCUUUGUAAAAGUAGUUUGUUCCUAUUAUAUAUGCAUACAUAGAGACACUUGCAUGUUCUGUAGCAUUCAUGCACAUUAGUGGGAAAUCUAAUUAUGUUAACCUGACUGCUUUAGCUAUUUAGUGUAACCCGUACGCACAUGAAAUUCCAUAAUUUGAACCAAUUGCCGAAUUUUUUUGUGAAACGCAAUUCAAAUAUUUAAGUUAAAUAUUUUGAUGAGCAACACGUCAACCAAAUUUUCUCAUCAUGCUUAACAGGUUUUAUGCUAGAUGCUCGUUCCGUGAUCAAAGCAGCCUGGCUGUGAAGUGGGUGUUCCUAAUACUUAACAGAUAUGCUGUGUGGUGAAACACCUUGUAAUUUCUCGGUGGGUAAAUCUCCACUCAGUAAACUCAAGUCACUUUCCAAGGAAACAAGUGCAAUUUGGCAGUUUAUCCCCAAAAUGAGGCAAAAAUGUGAGUUUUGAGGGGAAGGCGACUAUAACACGAGCAUCUUGUGACCUGUGACCCUGCGCUAGCGUGGCUGAAACACCAUUACAAUUUUGGACAAAGUUUAAUCAUAUACUAACUUAUCUUGAGGGUUUACCACUCUUUCAAUAAUACUCUAUUUAAUAUUGAGCUUUUUUUUGACUGGGGAAAGCUGUCAACUCAUCAUAUAACCACAUAGAUCCCAAUAUAAAAGGAUUGAAAUGCUGCAUCUUUAAAAAAAAAAGCAUGAUCCAUUUAAUCGACAUUGCAUGCGAGGCACUAACGAAUCUUUUAGGCUAGUUUUAUACAACCUUUUCGAGGCUUGUUUUGAGGGCAAGUUUGAGUUCUUUGCGAUUGUUUGUAUUCCUGAUGGUGUAUUCAAACAUCACCAGUGUCUUUGUAUGACAGACAUUUUGAAAGCCAAAAAAAAAAAGAAACCUACUGCUCUAUUCCACAUGGGACCAAAACCUCUACAGAUCGACUUAAAAAAUGAACAGUUUUAUUUUUUAUAAGUGUAGAUAAUCUAGGGUCUUGUUAAAAAAAGGCUCCACCCCGUCCCACCAGACUGAGGCAGACUGGUGUCGGUGGGGUUGAGGAGGAGCGGGGGGCCCAAGUGGUGAAAGCUGGCCCACAUGACCGUCUCAUGGCUCUGCAGCAUUGUGCUUGAUCCUGGUCGCAAAAUUCAGGCUUAGGGUUUAACACACAGAGCGAUGCAGUCAUCGACACUUUGGAAGAUGAAGUGUGCGCUUCUGUGCUGGCUCGGUUUUUGGCGUGGCGAGCGUUUAAACUCCUGUCUGUCAUCUCUGAAUCACAGUGCAGUCGCCACAACCGCCACCAACACACCCAAGGUACCAAUAGCUGAAUUUAGGCCAUUUAAUUGAUGUCAUAGUUUCAAAUUAAUUUUGUCCCCCUCAUUAGGAAUGUUAUAUAUAUAUGUACACCAAAGACCAUGUGUUUAGACAACUCACACCGAAUAUUGUUGUAGUAUAAAUCGAUUUGUUUUGAAUUUCUGCUUUUUGUGGCACGGAAAAAUUAUUUGAACCUUUUUUUUUCUGUUUCAGCCAAAUCAACGUAUAGUGGAAUUUAUAUGUGACUCCAUGAAUGUUCUCUUGUAGCUUGACUCGUUUGGAAAAAUCCACUGCCGCUGACGUGAAUGCUGGAACGUUUCUCUUAAAUUUGAAAGAAUGUGUGUCAACAGUUGGGGAUUGUGAUUCCAGUUGGAGACAAAAGCAUAUCUUUCUGUGUGUUACUUUUAAAAUCGAGCAGACAGUGACAGACAUAAUCUUAACAUAAACUGUCUUUAUUCCAAAUGCAGCUCUAUACAGGACUCCAACAACAACCCUUUAACAUUAUUGUAGUUGUGUUCAAUCUGCAUGGCGACUUUCUUCCAUAACGCAUAAAAAAGCUUGGCUGCUUAUGUACAUGUUGUAUCAAAGUCAUAACUCGUGUAAGGGACUGUGCUAUCUUGGUCGUUCAUAUAUGAAAUGUAUGUCUUCAAUGUUUUUUCGAUUAUACUCCAUGGUAAAUAUACAUCAUGUGCCUGCAUUACUCCUCUCAUCAAUGCCUCAAUGUGUCAAAUAAAAGCGGUAUUUUUCUCU